GGGAGUCGCGGGACAUUUUGGGAAGGCAGAAAGAUGGCGGCGCCCGUGAAGUAUACUCUGUCUGGGGUGACGAGAGGCUGGCGACGGAUGGAGAGGCUUUGGGCAGGUAGCUUGGGUUCUCGGAGUCUGUCUCUGGCGACCGCACCCUCAAACAACAGAUCGCCGUGGCGUUUAUUGGGCGCGUUGUGUCUGCAGCGGCCACCGCUUAUCUCCAAGGCUCUGACCCCACUGCAGGAAGAGAUGGCGGCUGUGCUGCGGCAGAUUGAGAUAGAACAAAGUCUCUAUUCAGAUCAUGAGCUUCGUGCUCUGGAUGAAGCCCAGAGAAUGGCAAAGAAGAAAGCUGAUCUCUACGAUGAUGAGCAAGAUGAAAAGGAUAUAUUGCUUGUACAAGAUUUGGAAGAUUCGUGGGAGCAGGAAUUCCAAAAGUUCAAACCUGGAGAUCGUGUAACAGCCGAUAAAAAAAAUGAUCGAACCUCAUUGCACCGGAAGCUAGACAGAAACCUUGUCCUGUUAGUCAGAGAGAAACUUGGAGAUGAGGAUGUUUGGUUGCUACCCCAGACAGAGUGGCAGCCAGGGGAGACCCUCCGAGGCACAGCUGAGCGAACACUGGGCACUCUCUCAGAAAACAACAUGGAAGCAAAGUUCCUAGGAAAUGCACCCUGUGGCCACUACAAGUUCAAGUUCCCCCAGGCAUUGCGGACAGAGAGUAACCUCGGGGCCAAAGUAUUCUUCUUCAAAGCACUACUAUUAAAUGGAGACUUUUCCCAGGCUGGGAAGAAGGGCCAUCAUGUGUGGGUCACUAAGGACGAGCUGGGUGACUAUUUGAAACCAAAAUACUUGACUCAGGUUAGGAAAUUUCUUUUAGACCUCUGAUGGACUGAGCUGCCUGUGGAUGAACCUUGGAAAGUUGGGCCUCAAGAACUUUUGUGUGGUUCCCCCACAUUUGCAGGGGAUGUUGAGCAGUGAAUUAAACUUGAAGAAUUAAAUGAA
Cavia porcellus (domestic guinea pig) is the source of this 990-nucleotide messenger RNA. RefSeq names its product mitochondrial ribosomal protein L46 (gene Mrpl46). Gene Ontology annotation, cellular component: mitochondrial large ribosomal subunit. The coding region runs from base 34 to 873 and encodes 279 amino acids. Gene Ontology annotation, molecular function: structural constituent of ribosome. The transcript is spliced from 4 exons. Lineage: Eukaryota; Metazoa; Chordata; Mammalia; Rodentia; Caviidae. The record is from RefSeq and is a predicted model, not a curated record.